This is a messenger RNA of Trichomycterus rosablanca, 864 nucleotides long. Its product is annotated as coiled-coil domain-containing protein 190. The record is from RefSeq and is a predicted model, not a curated record. Bases 1 to 864 code for a protein of 287 amino acids. NCBI's taxonomy places the organism in Eukaryota, Metazoa, Chordata, Actinopteri, Siluriformes, Trichomycteridae. The transcript is spliced from 3 exons.
AUGCGUCGUGCUGAUUGGUUGGUGGUGCCGAGCGAGGCUCAGAGGAGAGAGGAACGGAGGGCUGAAGCCAGGCUGGCUGAUGGGUUACAGCGAUUAGAUGAGGUCAGACGUUACCACAUUAACACACUGACCAGAGAACAGCGUGCGAUACACAGACAUCUUCUUGCUCUGAAGGCAGGUAACCGGUGGAGGAAUUUAAACACUGUGGGAUUUCAACCCACCAGUCAGAACCAUAGCCACCCUGCUGUGCCCUAUAAAAAAACAUUAUUGCCCAUAAUCCCACCUUCAGGCAGGGAAGCAGAGAGACACAGAUCUGGAAAGCCGCAGUCAGUCUGUUCUCUGCAGGCUCGUGUGCAGGAGUUUAUCAGCAGUGGUGAAAGCAGAGUCGAUAAUUCUACAGUUCCCUUCUGUCUGCCAGAUCUCAAACUGCAGCCCACAAACUGCACUACACUCCCUCCAGCUGCUUCAGACAGAGACAACGGCAGAAACAGAGACAGGGAUGGACAAAGGGAGGCACACAGGGACAGAGAUAGGCAGGGACCUAGAUCAGAACAGACAACAGAGACAUUCUCGUAUGAAGAAAAUCAGAGAGAAAAUGAGCUGAUAGUUGCAGGAGACAAAAACAGAGAAAGAGAGGAUAUGGAAGUUACUAUGUCCCCCUCUACCCCUUCUAGUGUCUCACAGUAUGUUGCGCCUAAUAGCCAUAAAAGGAUGGUUCACACCUUGCCAAACUUUGCUCAGGCCCUGGUGGAGGCACGCAAAGCCCGGUACAUACGACACCAUGGACAGCCUUUGUGUGAGAAAGAGCUGAGUAUCAGAGAGAUAUUCUCAAAGAAUUCUAAAGACUCACCCACCACUUACUAA